GGAUCAGUGGAAGAGGAUCCUGUGGCCCUUCUUCAGGCGUCUCAUGCUGCAGCUCAGCAAGCCCAGGUGAAGACAGAGGAGCAGAUUGCAGCAGAGCAAGCCUGGUAUGGAUCAGAGAAGGUCUGGCUAGUCCACAAAGAUGGCUUCUCUCUGGCCACUGUGGUGAAGACAGAAGCUGGCUCCCUGCCAGAGGGCAAGGUGAAAAUCAAGUUGGAGCAUGAUGGGACAGUGCUGGACGUGGACGAAGAUGACAUUGAAAAGGCCAACCCUCCUUUGUACGAUCGAUCAGAGGACCUGGCUUCACUGCUCUAUCUGAAUGAGUCCAGUGUGAUGCACUGUCUGAGGCAACGCUAUGGAGGCAAUCUCAUUCACACCUAUGCCGGAACCAACAUGGUGGUCAUCAACCCUCUUAGCACACCAUCCAUGUACUCUGAGAAGGUUAUGCACAUGUUCAAAGGCUGUCGGCGCGAGGACUCGGCUCCUCACAUCUACUCCGUGGCUCAGUCGGCCUAUCGCAACCUACUCACCACCCGGCAGGAUCAGUCGAUCGUGCUGCUGGGCAAGUCUGGCAGUGGCAAGACCACCAACUGUCAGCACUUGCUCCAGUAUCUGGUCUCCAUCGCAGGAAGCACAGGCAAAAUCUUCUCUGCUGAGAAAUGGCAGGCUGUUUACACCAUCCUAGAGGCUUUUGGCAACAGCUCCACUGCUAUGAACACCAACGCCAGCCACUUCUCCCAUGUGGUGUCUCUUGACUUUGACCAGGCUGGGCAGGUGGCCUCGGCCUCCAUCCAGACGAUGCUGCUGGAGAAACUGAGGGUGAGCAGACGACCUGAGGGAGAAUCUGCCUUCAACAUUUUCUACUACAUGAUGGCAGGAGCUGACAGCACUCUCAGAACGGAGCUGCACUUUAACCAUCUGGCUGAGAACAGCACGUUUGGGAUCGUACCACAGUCUAAGCCUGAGGACAAGCAGCGAGCCUCGCAGCAGUUCACCAAGUUGCAGGCAGCCAUGAAAGUGCUGGGAAUCUCUGGUGAUGAGCAAAAGGCCCUUUGGCUCAUCCUGGGAGCUAUUUACCACCUGGGAGCUGCAGGAGCCACUAAAGACGGAGAUGAAGUUGGACGUCGGCAGUUUGCCCGUCAUGAAUGGGCCCAGAAAGCAGCCUACCUGCUGGGCUGUACCUUGGAGGAGCUGUCCUCUUCUAUCUUCAAGCACCAGGCCAAAGGACUGCAGCAUUCCACCUCAUUCAGAGGAGCACAGGACGAGAGCGGCCAAGGCGACAGCUCAGGCUCUAAGGUCACAGCUCUGGAGUGUUUGGAGGCCAUGGCAUCAGGACUCUACUCGGAGCUCUUCACUCUUGUCAUUUCUCUCAUUAACAGGGCUCUUAAGUCCAGCCAGCACUCUCUGUGCUCCCUGCUGAUAGUGGACACUCCGGGUUUCCAGAACCCUCGGCUGGCUCAGCAGCAGCGGGGAGCCACCUUCGAGGAGCUCUGCCAUAACUACACCCAGGAGAGGCUGCAGACCCUGUUCAAUGAACGCACCUUUGUCCAGGAGCUGGAGAGAUACAAGGAGGAAAACAUAGAGCUUGCUUUAGAUGACAUAGAAUGCAGUACCUCGCGGUCUGUAGCAGCUAUCGAUCAAGCCUCGACCCAAGCUCUGGUCCGCACUCUGGCCAGGACAGACGAGGCUCGAGGCCUUCUGUGGCUGAUGGAGGAGGAGGCUGUUCAGCCUGGCGGUUCAGAGGAAACCAUGCUGGAGAGACUCUUCAGCUACUACGGCUCUGCACAGGGAGAGAACAAAGGUGCCAGUCAGCUGCUGCGAGGAGAGAAGCCCCACCUCUUCCUGCUCGGCCACAGCCACGGGACGAAUUGGGUCGAGUACAACGCUCAAGGCUGGCUGAGCCACGCUAAACAUAACCCUGCUGCCCAGAACGCUGCCACACUGCUGCAGGACUCCCAAAAGAAGAACAUCAGUGGGCUGUUCAUGGGCAGGGCCAGCGGGGCCACAGUGUUGUCAGGCUCCAUCGCUGGUCUUGAGGGCAGCUCCCAGCUCGCCCUGCGACGAGCCACCAGCAUGAGGAAAACCUUCACUACAGGUGUGGCUGCUGUCAAGAAGAGGAGCCUCUGUAUCCAGGUCAAACUCCAAGUGGAUGCGCUGAUUGACAUGGUGCGUCGCUCCAAGGUUCACUUCGUCCACUGCCUGCUGCCCAAAGCAGAGGCUGUGGGAGGAGGCGGCGAGCCACGCGUGACACACGGAGAGAGUGCCGACUCGGGCCUUAUGACUCUAGAUGUCGGCCUCCUUAGGGCUCAGCUUCGGGGUUCAAAGCUGCUCGAUGCUCUGCGCAUCUACAGACAAGGUUACCCAGACCACAUGGUAUUCUCCGAGUUCCGUCGACGCUUUGAUGUCCUGGCGCCGCACCUCACCAAGAAGCAUGGCCGCAACUACAUUGUCACAGAUGAGAAGAGGGCAGUGGAGGAGUUGCUGGAGUCCUUGGAGCUUGAGAAGAGCAGCUACCACAUGGGGCUGAGCCGGGUCUUCUUCAGAGCGGGGACUCUAUCUAAGCUGGAGGAGCAGCGGGACGUUAAGACCAGGAGGAACAUCUCUCUGUUCCAGGCUGCCUGCAGAGGAUACUUGGCCCGACAGGCCUUCAAGAAGAGGAAGAUCCAGAACUUGGCCAUCCGCUGCAUUCAGAAGAACAUCAAAAAGAAUCGUGGUGUCAAACACUGGCCAUGGUGGAAGCUCUUCACCACCGUCAGACCUCUGAUCGAGGUGCAGCUCACCGAGGAGCAGAUCCGUGGAAAGGAUGAGGAGAUCCAGCAGCUGAAGCAGAAACUGGAGAAGGUGGAGAAAGAGAGGAAUGAGCUGAGACUCAACAGUGACCGUCUUGAGAGCCGGAUCACAGAGAUGUCAUCAGAGUUGGCUGAUGAGAGAAACACCGGGGAGUCAGCCUCCCAGCUGCUGGAGACAGAAACUUCUGAGAGACUGCGUCUGGAGAGGGAUAUGAAGGACCUUCAGGGCAAGUUUGACACGAUGAAGAAACAGAUGGAGUCCAUGGAGAUGGAGGUGAUGGAGGCUCGACUAAUUCGGGCUUCUGAACUCAAUGGAGAGAUGGAUGAUGAUGACUCAGGAGGCGAGUGGAGGCUGAAGUAUGAGCGAGCCAUCAGGGAGAUUGAGUUCACCAAGAAGAGACUGCAGCAGGAGUUUGAUGACAAGCUGGAGGUGGAGCAGCAGAACAAGCGGCAGCUGGAGAGGAGGAUCAGUGACCUGCAGGCAGAUAACGAGGAGUCCCAACGAAAUGUCCAGCAGCUGAAGAAGAAAGCCCAGCGACUGACGUCAGAACUCCAGGACACCAAACUUCACCUGGAAGGCCAACAGAGCCGCAACCAUGACCUGGAGAAAAAGCAGAGGAAGUUCGACAGUGAGCUGAGUGGCGCUCAGGAGGAGGUGCAGAGGGAGAAGAGCCUGAGGGAGAAACUUGCCCGUGAGAAAGACAUGCUGACCGGAGAGGCUUUCAGUCUGCGACAGCAGCUAGAGGACAAAGACUUGGAGGUGUGUGCACUCAACCUGAAGCUGGACCAGCUGGAAGCCGAGCUGCAGGACCUCAACUCCCAGGAAUCCAAAGAUGAAGCAUCGCUGGCCAAGGUGAAGAAGCAGCUUCGAGACAUGGAGGCCAAGGUGAAAGACCAGGAGGAGGAGCUGGACGAGCAGGCCGGAAACAUUCAGAUGUUAGAACAGGCCAAGCUGCGUCUGGAGAUGGAGAUGGAGCGCCUUCGCCAGACCCAUUCCAAGGACAUCGAGAACAAAGAUGACGAGGUGGAAGAGAUCAGACAGUCGUGCAGCAAGAAGCUGAAGCAAAUGGAAGUCCAGCUUGAAGAAGAGUACAGCGAGAAGCACAAGGUGCUGAAAGAGAAGAGAGAGCUGGAGUCGAAGCUUCUCUCGGCACAGGACAAGGUGAGAAGCGGCGACAUGGAGACUGAGAAGCGUUUGAGGAAAGACCUGAAGAGAACCAAAGCCCUGCUGGCCGACGCACAGAUCAUGUUGGACCACAUAAAGAACAAUGCACCCAGCAAGCGGGAGAUCGCCCAGCUCAAGAAUCAGCUGGAGGAGUCUGAGUUCACCUGUGCAGCUGCAGUUAAAGCUCGCAAGUCCAUGGAGGUGGAAAUUGAAGACCUACACGUCCAGAUGGAGGACAUCUCCAAAACAAAGCAGGCGCUGGAGGAGCAGCUGAGUCGUUUCCAGAGGGAGAAGAAUGACCUGCAGUCCAGGAUGGAGGAGGACCAGGAGGACCUCAACGAGCUGAUGAAGAAACACAAGGCUGCUGUGGCACAGUCAGCCCAGAACCUGGCUCAGAUCAGUGACCUACAAGCCCAGCUGGAGGAGGCCCUCAAGGAGAAGCAGGAGAUUCAGGAGAAGAUGCAAGCCCUGCAGAGCCAGCUGGACUUUCAGGAGCAGUCCAUGGUGGAGAAAUCCCUUGUCAGCCGGCAGGAGGCCAAGAUCCGUGAGCUGGAGAGCAAGCUGGAGUUUGAAAAGACGCAGGUCAAACGUCUGGAGAGUCUCGUAGCUCGUCUCAAGGAGAACGUGGAGAAGCUGAUGGAGGAACGAGAUCAACGCAGCAGCAGUGAGAUCCGAGAGAAGGAACAGAACAAGCGUCUGCAGAGACAGAUUCGCGACAUCAAAGAGGAGAUGGGUGAACUGGGUAAAAAGGAAGCUGAGGCCAGCCGCAAGAAACAUGAGCUGGAAAUGGACAUAGAGAGCUUAGAGGCUGCUAAUCAGAGCCUCCAAGCUGACCUCAAGUUGGCCUUCAAAAGGAUUGGUGACCUACAGGCAGCCAUCGAGGAUGAGAUGGAGAGCGAUGACAAUGAAGACCUUAUCAACAGUUUGCAAGACAUGGUGACAAAGUAUCAGAAAAGAAAGAACAGAACUCAGGGGGAUUCUGACACAGAUUCUGAGGUGGAGGAUCGUGUGGAUGGGGUGAAGUCGUGGUUGUCCAAAAGCAAAGGUUCUGCCAAGAACCUGUCAGAUGAUGGCAGUCUCAAGAGCUCCAGCCCCCCUGGUCGAAGACACUACUACUUCACAAGAUCUGACGAAGAGGAGGAGGAAGAGGAAAAAGAAGGUGGGGCGACCCAGGACGCUUACUACUCCCGAUACCGAUACAGCAGCCAAGUGAAAGACGACGACAGUGAGGACCGGCUUUACGAGACCACGUCAUAGUCUCCAACUCACGUCGUCCACCUUGGAGAAUGCGCCGUCACUCAGCCGUCAGUCUGUCUUGCAUGCACAGCCGACCACAGCUGCGGUCAAUUGGUCACAACCACAAAACCUGAACACUCACAAGCCUGCGGGGAAAGUCAAGACGAUGAAAUGAUGUAGUUGUUGUUAACGCUCAGUCGGCUGAGGCAAAUCCUCGUGGGGUUCGAGCACAGUUUGACAAACUACACAGUCAUUUGGAGUCUUCAUUCAUCAGUCUGCGCUCGCUGCCUGCACACACACACUCACACACACACACACACACACACACAGAGAUUAACCUCUCCACUCUGCUGGCUGCAUGCAAGCAGCAGUUGCUUGGUUUGAGCAGCCAUCGUGUUGAACUCCAGUCAUGGUUGUAACUGAGCCAAAGAACUUGAGGUUGUAAUGAUAAUAGAGUCUUUGUUUCCCUCUCUUUGUCUCUGUCACUCUCUCUACAUAUAGUACACCACAAUAAUGUGUAUUUCAACUGUACAAUGUAUUGCCAAAAAGCCUUUGUUCCAAGUACGUACGCAUACUGUUUAAUAUAUUUCCAUUUGAUGCUAAUUCACGGACAAAGUUCCAGCUUUUUCUUCCUCCUCUUCUCUCGGGAUUUUUGGGAUAAGUGCCAUUUGACUCAAAUGGGCUCCUCUACAGCUGGUUUCUCUGCAGCUGUGGCGCUUCCUGAACUGCUGCACUCUAAACUGAAGAUGCUAUCAUUAUCAUCUGCUUGCUUUUUGUUUGCCUGAAAAGUUUUCUGCCUUUUGCCGGCAAAUGAUCUCUUCCUCGCAGAGGAAUAGAAUUGCAUCACUUUCCGCUCGCUCCUCUCUGCCUUGAAAGCAAAGCUAUUUUUUUUUUUGUUUUUUUUCACCCUCAUUUUGAAUCUUUUGUUAUUGAUGUUUGACAGAUUUUCUUCUGCAGGGGACUGCCUUCCAGAAAAUCAAUUUCCAUGGGUUUUAUGCUCUGUCUUAUUAUAUUUCGACUUGAUUUGAAUACACACUUGCCAGACAUUGGUGAGGAGACCUUGUCCUUGUGCUUGUUGUUCACAUACCGUCUGUGUUUUGGGUUUGAUGUGCUUUACCUUUCCAAAAGGAAUUUAUUUCACCUUGGGCACCAAUCAUUUGUCGUUUUAUUACAAAAACCACUGAGCAAAUUUUAUCCUCAGCCACUAUGAUGAAGGAACAAGCUGGUGUUAUCUGUUUAUUUUUUUAUAUAGUGAGCAAAUCCCAUGGAAAGACAUAAAUUGGUAAUGUGUUUUUAUCUUUAGGAAUAGUAUGUGAGCUCAAAGGUGUACUUGAAAGGUUUUUCUCAGCAUCAUGACAAGACUUUAAGCCUUCGGUUCCGGCUGAAGAUGUAAAUCUCAAAAAGAGUUGUCGAUACCAUAUACUAUUUCAAUUAGAAUGCUCUGUCGAGUGCAGACUUCCACCGAGGCCCGUUCUACACUUUUCUGAUGGAUCUGCACCAAAGUUAAUUAUGUUGUUUUUGUUGGCUUUUGCUUCCACCUCUCCACAAACGGCUGUGGAAAGGAGUUGAGUACUUUCUUCAAAUUUAACAGACUGGUGAAAACAUAACCACCUUGGCAAAGGUUCAGUGACGACGUCCUGAAUAACUUGAUUUUUCCAUCAAGUUUGGUUUGAAUGAGUAAUUCAGUGUCUUGAAAACUGUCGUCUGAGAUUUUAUAUACGGCCACUGGUCAGUGACUACAGUUCCUGAUGAACGACCGCGUCGUUUGUUCAUGGGAGAGUUUAUGAUAUCACUAUCAUAAAGUUUGUAUGCUGCUGGAGUGGAUUAUGAAAUGUCAACAGCAAAAUCACAUAGCCUAAUUAAUGUAAACACACCCGGUUAUAAUAUGUUGUAGAAAGAGGGAUUUUCUUUCAAGUCAGAGAAAAAACACAUUCUUGCAUCAUUACCUCUGACAGAUGUCUGUUAUAUUCAGUCAGGAUGUUGAACCGUAGCUUAGCUCACAAAUAAACCCACACAAAGGAUCAGUGACAGUGCAGAGUAAGUCACGGAGAAAACAUUAGAUUAAUCACUGACGGAUACAAAAAAAGCUUCCGUUUCAGAUUCACGGGGGUUUGAUGUUGGACGACAGUUGAGUCAGAGACGCUGAUUGAAAUGUCCGCUGCUUAAAAAUCACCAGUCUUCUCCUUGAAGGCUUCGUCAGGUACUUUAACUUGAACUUCAUCAACUGGACUCACUGCUGCAGCCUGUACAAGCAAUACUGUGAAAUCAUUGAGGCCUCUUAGUGUCAGGUUUCCCUUUUUAUUCAAAGGGAAACAACAACAAACAAACAAACAGAGAAACGCAGUGAUGCUUCAAAACAGCAAGUACUUGCAAGAGCAGGAAGCUGCAUGUUCACGGUUGCUCAGAUGUUACAUCACACUCUUUGGUCGUCUGUCUUUUAAUUGACUGAAAAUGUCAUUUUGAAAUCCAGAAGAGCUUGACAUGGUGUGUGGGCCUGGAAGCAAAAGGAAACAGUGGAUGUUCUUUAUUGUGGGAGAAAUUUGGGUUUUCACCUUUUAUUCUCUACGCAGUCAAAUGUGGAAAAGAGGGUUUUUUUUUUGUUAUUUUCUUUCUUUCUCUUUCUUUCGCUCUCUUUAAUUGAUCUUGACAAAGUGUCUGGCUUCAACAGGAAAAACAAACGAAAGAGCAGACACAAUAUUAAAGACUGCACACAGUAUUUAUAUAUAAAUAUGUGUAUGAUUCAUGCUAGCUUUGAAAAUACUUCAUGUUUAUUUUCAAAUUGACCACUUGGUAUAAAUUUUGCAUUAUAGUUUAAUAUAUUGUAAAUAAAUGAUGGUGAUUGUUUUA
Messenger RNA from Solea senegalensis (Senegalese sole), 8034 nucleotides. Its product is annotated as unconventional myosin-XVIIIa-like. Lineage: Eukaryota; Metazoa; Chordata; Actinopteri; Pleuronectiformes; Soleidae. The transcript has 42 exons. Gene Ontology annotation, molecular function: ATP binding; cytoskeletal motor activity; protein binding. Bases 331 to 5208 code for a protein of 1625 amino acids. Gene Ontology annotation, cellular component: myosin complex. The record is from RefSeq and is a predicted model, not a curated record.